AUGUGGACGCUCGGGCGCCGCGCCGCCGCCUGCCUCCUGGCCCGCUCGGCGCCGGGGGGCUCAGCCCGGGCCCGCGCGGGGGCCCCGGCGCCGAAGAGGGACGCCCCGCUCUACGGCCGCCGGGGUCUGAGAGUCCUGACGGCCGCAGCCCACGUACCCAGCCACGCUAGUUUGUGCGGCCACCGCCUCGGUCAGACUGUGAAGGCCAAAAAGCAGAGUGUCUGUCUGAUGAACAUGAGGACAGCGGGAACUUUGGGCGACCCUGGCUCUCUGGAUGAGACCACCUACGAAAGACUGGCAGAGAGGACACUGGACUCCUUAGCAGAGUUUUUUGAAGACCUCGCAGACAAACCUUACACACUGAAAGACUAUGAUGUCUCAUUUGGGAGUGGUGUUUUAACAGUUAAACUGGGUGGAGAUCUAGGAACCUACGUGAUCAACAAGCAGACCCCAAACAAGCAGAUCUGGCUGUCUUCACCAUCCAGUGGGCCGAAGCGCUACGACUGGACCGGGGAGAGCUGGGUGUAUGCCCACGAUGGCGUGUCCCUCCACCAACUGCUGACCACCGAGCUGACGGAAGCCUUGAAAACCGAAUUGGACUUAUCUUCUCUGGCCUAUUCCGGGAAAGGCACCUGACACCCAGCCCAAUUCCAAAGACAUUAAAAGCUGUGAUGCCAAGACCCCUCCUUCGUCCUACAGCUGAGUGUCUGGUUUUUUUCCAUUCCUACCUUUGAGGACACUUGCAUUGCUGGGAAUGGCAAUGUGGCCUAGAAAGAAUGCGUGGCCUCCCACCCUCCCUCAGGUUCGGAUGUUUAAUUUCCAUAGUUUGUUUGUUUUGUUUUGGGAUUUAUUGUCCGAUUUCCUCCCUCACAGGAUAUCACUUCUCUUUUAUAAUCGUCCAUAUGCUCCUACAUUUGUAUGUAGCCUUACAACCGGGAAAAAUCAGAAGGGAAACUUCCAGGAGAAAAGUGACUUGAUUUCACUAUUCAUUCUUUGAAGGACUCAACUGCAAAAAGCCACGUGAAAAGCGGCUGGCCGGCCUCAUCUUUCUGUCCCCAAAUGAGCCUCAUUAAAGAGUUGCCUAUAAA
Messenger RNA from Leopardus geoffroyi (Geoffroy's cat), 1088 nucleotides. RefSeq names its product frataxin (gene FXN). Gene Ontology annotation, cellular component: mitochondrion. NCBI's taxonomy places the organism in Eukaryota, Metazoa, Chordata, Mammalia, Carnivora, Felidae. The coding region runs from base 1 to 636 and encodes 211 amino acids. The record is from RefSeq and is a predicted model, not a curated record. The transcript has 5 exons. Gene Ontology annotation, molecular function: ferrous iron binding; iron chaperone activity; ferric iron binding. Gene Ontology annotation, biological process: iron incorporation into metallo-sulfur cluster; intracellular iron ion homeostasis.